AUGUGCAGCAUGUCUUCCUUGUCGCAUCUCUAUCCGCACAACCUCACAAUGUCCAAAGAAUUCAUCUCCGACUCGACGCAGAAGCGAAAGCGAAAGCAUAGCAAUAAGCCUGCCCUGAUGUCUGGCGCGCUACCAUCACCCGAGGCCGACGAGGCGGAGGACCAAGAGGUUGAGGCGCAGGCGAGGAAGAAAGCGAAGAAGGAGCAUAAAAAGCGCAAGCAGGUGGAUGUGGCGGAGGAGGAUGAUAAACCUGAGGUGCAGUCGUCGAAGGCGCCGAAGGCGAACAAGGUGAAGGCGGAGGUGGGGGCGGAAACGAAUGGUGUGGAGGUGGAUGAGAGGGAAGAGCCGAAGAAGAAGAAGUCGAAGAAGGAUAAGAAGGACAAGAAAGAGCGCAGGAAGGAGAAAGAGCAGGUCGAAGAAGAAGAGCCGCAAGAAGCACACGAAGAAGAGAUUGGCGCCGAAGAGCAGGUCAAUCAGGAACUGAAAGAUGCGGCUGCUGGCGCGGAGGCGGAAGUAGUAGAAGACGACUUCACAGGCUUCGAGUCUGAGAAUGAAGAUGGCGGCGACGAUGUGAAAGUCAACGGCGACGCCGAAGAGCAAGACGACGAGAAGGAUGAUGCCGCAGAAACACACACCAAUGGCGACCUGGGCGCACCUUCCGACCUACCCUCAGCGUUGGGCGUCUCUCUGCCAGAAACGAAAGCCGAACCGCAAAAGUUCACCGAGCUGAACCUCUCCGAGCGAACGAUGAAGGCCAUCACCGACAUGCCAUUCGACACCAUGACCGAGAUCCAGCGACGAGGUAUUCCACCGCUUUUAGCUGGCAGAGACGUGCUUGGAGCGGCCAAAACGGGCUCUGGAAAGACGUUGGCAUUCUUGAUACCCGCAGUGGAAAUGCUGCACUCGCUGCGUUUCAAGCCGCGAAAUGGCACUGGUGUGAUUGUGGUGUCGCCUACGAGAGAGCUUGCGCUGCAGAUCUUUGGUGUGGCACGAGAGUUGAUGGAGCAUCACUCGCAGACGUUUGGCAUUGUCAUUGGUGGUGCGAAUCGAAGAGCAGAGGCUGAGAAGCUCGCGAAGGGUGUGAAUUUGCUCAUUGCGACACCUGGACGGCUACUUGAUCAUUUGCAGAACACACAAGGGUUCGUGUUCAAGAACGUCAAGGCACUUGUCAUCGAUGAGGCGGACCGCAUCCUGGAGGUUGGGUUCGAAGAUGAGAUGCGCCAGAUUGUGAAGAUUCUGCCCAAAGAAGAUCGACAGACAAUGCUUUUCUCUGCGACACAGACUACGAAGGUCGAGGAUCUGGCACGGAUAUCGUUACGACCGGGACCACUUUUCAUCAACGUCGACCACGCAGAAGAGCACAGUACCGUGGCCGGACUCGAGCAGGGAUAUGUCAUGUGCGACUCCGACAUGCGAUUCCGUCUCCUCUUCACCUUUUUGAAACGCCACCCGAACAAGAAGAUCAUCGUCUUCUUUAGCAGUUGCAACUGCGUCAAGUACUACUCGGAACUCCUCAACUACAUCGACCUACCAGUACUCGAUUUACACGGCAAGCAGAAACAACAAAAGCGCACCAACACAUUCUUCGAAUUCUGCAACGCGAAGCACGGCACCCUGAUCUGCACAGACGUCGCAGCACGAGGUCUUGACAUUCCCGCCGUGGACUGGAUCGUGCAGUUCGACCCACCUGAUGACCCGCGAGACUAUAUCCACCGUGUCGGACGAACAGCACGGGGCGCCAAUGCGAAGGGCAAGUCGUUGAUGUUCCUCCAGCCGAGCGAGGUUGGGUUCUUGAAUCAUUUGAAGGAAGCCAAGGUCCCGCUGGUGGAGUUCGAGAUCCCGCCGAAGAAGAUUUUGGAUAUUCAGAGUCAGCUCGAGAUGUUGAUUGGCAAGAACUACUAUCUCAACAAGUCCGCCAAAGAUGGCUACCGCUCAUACCUCCAAGCCUACGCAUCACAUUCUCUCCGCUCCGUCUUCAAUAUCUACAGCCUCGAUCUGAAGAAGGUCGCGAAGGGAUUUGGGUUUGCCGUGCCGCCGAAGGUCGAUAUUAACCUGGGAGCAAGCAUGAAGAAGCCGGAUCAGGCGAGGAGGGCGUAUGGAAGUCAGCCGAAGCAGAAGUUUAGUCAGGGGAAGAGGAGGCAGUGA
Fulvia fulva is the source of this 2145-nucleotide messenger RNA. RefSeq names its product ATP-dependent RNA helicase HAS1. Gene Ontology annotation, molecular function: RNA helicase activity; ATP binding; nucleic acid binding. The record is from RefSeq and is a predicted model, not a curated record. Gene Ontology annotation, cellular component: nucleolus. The transcript is spliced from 2 exons. The coding region runs from base 1 to 2145 and encodes 714 amino acids. Lineage: Eukaryota; Fungi; Ascomycota; Dothideomycetes; Mycosphaerellales; Mycosphaerellaceae. Gene Ontology annotation, biological process: maturation of LSU-rRNA from tricistronic rRNA transcript (SSU-rRNA, 5.8S rRNA, LSU-rRNA).